AUCUGAAGAGCACUUAUUGUAGAUCUGUCGCUGAUCCUGGACGCUCGGACUUAAUGACAGCCAUUCUUUAAAUAUGAAGAUAAAAGUUUCUUUAUUACUUUUCUUUCUAUAACAAUCUAGAUAUGACUCAGCGCGUGGACAUUUUCAGCCGGACUCUGCGCAUGUUUUCUUGAAGUAACCCAACAGAAGACGCGCAGAUCGCUGCGAUGAGGGAUCGGCUGGCUGAACUGGCUGCUAAUAACGCGGGGGAGGAUGCUGCUGUACCAGUGGACCCCAUGGAUGGCUUCAUGGAGAGCUUUUUCAGGAGGGUGGAGGAAGUUAGAGGACUCAUUGAUAAGAUCUCCCACCAAGUAGAGGAGGUGAAGAAGACGCACAGCAUGAUCUUGUCUGCACCUAACCCUGAUAACAGGACAAAGGAACAGCUGACCGCUCUCACCAAUGACAUCAAAGGGAAUGCCAAUGUGGUGCGGACUAAACUAAAAUCAAUGGAGCAAAGCAUGCCUAAAGAUGAUGUCACCAACAGAUCAUCUGUUGAUUUCCGGAUCCAGAAAACACAGCACACCGUGCUUUCCAGGAAAUUUGUGGAGGUCAUGACGCUGUACAACGAGACCCAAGUGUCGUUUCGGGAGAGAAGCAAAGGAAGGAUACAGAGACAAUUGGAGAUAACUGGAAGAGUGACCACUAAUGAAGAGCUGGAAGAUAUGCUGGAAAGUGGAAAUCCAUCAAUCUUCACAUCUGAUAUCAUCUCCGAUUCCCAGAUCACACGUCAGGCAUUAAAUGAAAUAGAGUCCCGUCACCAGGAUAUCAUACGUUUGGAGUCGAGCAUCAAGGAGCUACACGCGAUGUUCAUGGACAUGGCAAUGCUGGUAGAAACACAGGGGGAGAUGGUGAACAGCAUUGAGAAUAACGUUUCCAAUGCAGCUGAGUACAUUUGUAGUGCGAAAGAAGAGACAAAAAAAGCAGUGAGAUACCAGAAGAAGUCUCGCAGGAAAUACAUCAUCCUCGCCUUUGUUCUGCUGAUCCUACUUGCUGUCAUUGCACUAAUUGUUGGCCUCUCUGUGGGACUAACCAAACCCCCUGUGUGAGACCUACUGCUAUUUCUGUAUGAGGGAGCUAUGAAGCUGUCUUCACCAGGAACAUCAAACACCAACAACUUAUGUGCAGAAUCUGUUAUUUUUAUUUCUUCCUUGCAGCACACUGGAUUAUCAGCAGUUUUAUGAUAUGCAAACCUGCCAUUAAUCACUGAAUGUUGAGGAUUACUUUUUAAGGAAUAUUUCAAAGGACUAUUUUGACAUGGGUUUCCCCGCUUUUUCUGGAGAUCGCUGUGUAGAUUCUUAUUCAUCCAGAAAAAAAAAGUCAACUGAACUUCUUUUAUCUUUUAUUGUUGAAGAUAUUGCACCUCUUUUCCAAGAUAAUUUCUCAAUUCUUUUUGUAGAUAGUUUGAUAAAAUAUUGAUAAAAGAACCUUCUUGAGUCUGUGACAACAGACUAUGACAGUGGACCUUGUCCAAUAGGUUCAACUUAAACUGAGCUAGCCAGCAGCAGACCUUAUCCUACUUGUAUGUGUGUGUGUGUGUGUAUAUAUAUAUAUAUAUAUAUAUA
Messenger RNA from Oryzias latipes (Japanese medaka), 1601 nucleotides. It is a transcript of the gene stx2b, whose product is annotated as syntaxin 2b. The record is from RefSeq and is a predicted model, not a curated record. Gene Ontology annotation, biological process: synaptic vesicle fusion to presynaptic active zone membrane; intracellular protein transport; exocytosis. Gene Ontology annotation, molecular function: SNAP receptor activity; SNARE binding. Lineage: Eukaryota; Metazoa; Chordata; Actinopteri; Beloniformes; Adrianichthyidae. Gene Ontology annotation, cellular component: synaptic vesicle; endomembrane system; SNARE complex.